Cladocopium goreaui is the source of this 3697-nucleotide messenger RNA. The record is from the annotation of a GenBank genome assembly. Lineage: Eukaryota; Dinophyceae; Suessiales; Symbiodiniaceae.
AUGGUGCUGAUGCGGAAAACAUGGGCCCCGCGCCCCUCCGUGCGAGGUGUAGCCCCCAGACCAGCGGGUGUCCUCCGUCCUCCGGCCAAUUCCUGGGCUGCGGCCAGUACCGCCACUACCAUCCCCGCGCGUGGUGGCUUGGGUCGCCCCGCACGGCCGGUCCCCCCCGCGGCGCCACGGCCACGGACGCCGGCGCGACCAGCGCAACCGGCUCGACCAGUGCAACCGGCGCGACCAGCGCGACCGGCGCAAUCGGCGCAACCGGCGCAGGCGUCUUGGUCCUCAGCCAUUGGCGCGCGGCAAAGUGUGCGAGCGCCGUCAAGGGCUGGAGCCAGACCUCAGUGGGUUCAGCCCAAGCCGGUUGAGCCGGCGGAAGAAUGGGCAGAGCCAGAGCAAUGGGAUGACUGGGAGAAUUGGGAAGAAGAUUGGGAAGAACCAGCAGAGGCUGAGCAGGCUGAGGAGCCUGGGGGGCCUGAAGAGCUUGAAGAGCCUGAGGAACCUGAGGCUGAGGAAGCCCAGUGGGAUGGGUACGAGGCGCAUGAUCAGAAUGAUGAUGGAGACUGGGCCAACUGGGCCGAAAAUGAUGAUUGGACCAAGAGCGAAGAAACUGAUUGGGAUAAAGAUGGCCACGAGGCUUCGGAUGUGGCCGCUCCGGUCGAAGCAGCGGAUCCGGCAGAGGCCGAAUGGCAAGAGGAGGAGGACAUGAAAACAGAAGUGUUUUACGUCGACGAACUCAUACAGUUGGGUGCUGGUGUGUGCAAUGUGAAUUCCGCCAAGAGCAAGCAGCUGUGGCUCACAGAUCUCCCCAGCGACUCUGAAGUCGACGCGGAAGAGUUGAGUGAAUGGAUGACGAUCUAUGGCGGCCGUCUGGAAGAUUUUGAACGUCUGCCUGGCGAACGUCGAUCCAAGGCGUAUGCCACCUUCGAAAAACACGAAGAAGCGAAGAGCCUACUGGAUGUAGUGAAGCAAAGAAGCGAAGGGGAAUUUGAAAUCCACGGCUACUGGUCCGUUUCUGAACGAAUGGCUCAAGGAUCGGAGGGGUCUUUUAAUGGCAAUGUGAUCGGGUCCUUCUUAAAUCGUUUGCGUGAUCUGCAAAACGAGUUGGAAAACGCCAAGAUCCAACUGGGCGGCGACGCCUACGAGGCCGUGCCAGACGUCCCUGAAGAGGUGCUGAAGCCGUUGCAUGUUGUGGUCCGCAGCAGAUACGCGCGAAACGAAUUGCAACCACACUUGAAGGCUGCCUUAAACAAAGCCCUUCGAGACCCCAUCGCUCCCCGCACCAAAGCCAAGCCCGGCCGGCGCCCGCCGAGCGCGCCGUCCACGAAGAAACCGCAAGCCGCAGCAGCCGCAGCAGCCGCCGCCCCGCCUUCUCGCAGCCCGAGCGCUCCAGGUCCAGGUAGGGCAGCCCCAGCCCGAGCAGCCCCAGCAGCCCCAGCAGCCCCCCGAGCCCGCCCAGCGCGGGCAGCAGCGCGGGCAGCGGUGAAGCAGGAACCGGUUGAGCCGGAGGCCGCCACGGGACCGGUGGCGCAGGUGGCACCGGUGCCCGAAGCGCCGCCGGAACCACCGGUGGAGGAGCCCUUGUCGCCCUGCCUGCGGUUGGAAGGCUUUCCCGAGAGUUGGACCGUGGACUCGCUGAAGACCUUGUUCAUCCCCUUCGGAGGUCUCCUCAAAUGGCAGUUUGACCGGGAAGCUUCGCAGAAAGAAACGGCGUUAAACGGAGCGCCGCAGGACGAUGCAAAACGCAUUGCACGGGUGCAACUGAAGAAACCGGCCAACAUGUCAAAAGCCGUGGGAGCACUUCACGAGAUGGAGGCGGGCGAUGGCGACAUCGUGGAGGUUUGCCUUUCGCAGACCAUUUUUGUGGAUCAGUUGGAUCUGAUGUUUCGCUGUGACGCGGCAGAGAACGACUGCGAGGUCUUCAUGAAGAACUUGACCCAGGAAUGCAGCCGAGAGGAAGCUGGCAGCACUUGGGUUGGCUUUAGCCAAACCACAGGCAAUGCCAACAGCCAGUGCACCAGCAGCACCUCUGCCUCCACCAAGGAGGCCAGUGCACCCAGUCGACAUGUGAAUCUUGUGGGUGUGCCUUCAGCGGUUGCCUUUGAGGAUCUUGGGUGUGGCAAAGGUCGUGGCCAGGCCUACGUGCGCUACUCACGACACGAUGAGGCCGCCAAAUGCUUAGCGGCCAAUCCCUUCACCGAGGAUCUCUCGGUAGCAGCACAUUGGUCGCAAAGCGAACGAAUUCUGCAAGGCGCAAAGAGUGUUUACGGCAUUGAUCUCUUGAAACAGAUGGACGCCAUCAUGGAGGAGGUGAAGGGGAAGACCCACAUCACCAAGCUCCAACUUCUCUCAGAGCAACAUGCGCCUGGGAAGACGACGCCCAGACAACUCCACUUCAAGGCCGAAUGCACCGAGGAAGUCCUUCCGCAGCUGAAGCGCUGCCUCACCGAGGCUUUGAAGCUGCGGUUCAAGGAAGCCAAAGACGCCAAAGAGGCAGAAGCCAAGGCAGCUGCUGAAGCCAAGGCAGCUGCUGAAGCCAAGGCAGCUGCUGAAGCCAAGGCAGCUGCCGAAGCCAAGAGAGCUGCUGAAGCCAAGGCAGCUGCCGAAGCCAAGAGAGCUGCUGAAGCCAAGAGAGUUGCCGAAGCCAAGGCCAAAGCGGAGAACGACGGCCCGGCGGCGCCGCCCGGCAACUGGUCCGUGCCGCAAACGCAAACCGUGGCGUCGGCGUGGGCGACCAGCGGCGGCAGCGCCAAUGGAACCACCGCAGCGCCAGAGAACGGAUCGCUGGCAUCGAAGAUCGAGGAGGCCGAGAGAUUAAGAUUGCAAGCGAUGGAGGCAGAUGCUGCGCUGGACCAUGCGAGCUAUCGACAUGCCUUGGACCAGGGCAUAGCCUUGGUGAAGCAAAUUGUGAUGCGAGAAAAGACCGACCGUACGGAGAGGCUGAUGAACAACUACUUGCAGCUGGGCGAGGGCUUGCCGAAUCUCAAAGCGAAAUCUCAAGACUUAGCGAAGGCUGAACAGCUGGAGCACGAUGGGGAAGAAUCUCUGAAGAGCGGCCAGAAGCAAAGAGCACUGGAGCAGUUCACAGAAUCGGUGACAAUGUUCACCACCCUGGCCGAAUUCUUGAAGAAGAAGCACGGAGAGGACAAGCCCAAGUGGAAGCAAACCCGUGAGAAAUUGAAUCGGCUUGCGACGGUCAUCGAGAAGCUCCAGAAGGAGAUUGAUGACAAGGCGGCAGGUUCCCCUCCGGAGAAGAAACGGCCGCGCCCGGUAUCGAACAGCGAUAUACGGGAGUCCACUACGAGCCCAUCGUCGCCAAAGCACCGAAAAUCUGGCGUCCGCCGCAAGAGCCGCGACCGCAGCCCACGCCGCAGCCGUGCGCAGCGGCGCUCGACCUCGCCGGCCACGCGACCGAAGGGCGCUGCGCCAAAGCCGCCGCCCAAGCCACCGGCGAAACCACCGGAGCCGCCCGGGCCGCCGCCCGCAGCGCCUGCGGCGCCUGCGGCCGCGGCCGCACCUGCCGCGCCCCCGCCGAAACCGGCCGCUGCAGCGCCAGCGGCAGCAGCGCCGCCGCCCAAGGCGCCCAACACCGCCCCGGCAUCGCCACCACCCAAAGCCGCAGCAGCACCGAUUCGGUGGAGAGACAGUCUGAGGCCAAAGGCAGAAGUCAGACGGCCAAAUCAUUUGGAGUGAUGGUGGG